UAAAAAGAGAACAGAGAAGUAAAAUUUUUUUUACCAAAUACUCACAGGAAGCAAAAACAAUACUGCUUUCUCCGUCAGAAUGCCAGGUGCCAAUAACGGAUCAUAUAAAAACAUUACGAUAGAAUCGUUAUUGUAUACGGAUUUGGACAAAGUUAUCAUCUCCAUCAUUAUGCCGAUCGUGGUUACUAUCGGUAUCAUUGGUAAUGUAAUGACAAUUAUCGUGAUAGCAAGUAAAAAGUGCAUGCAUACACCUGUUAACGUUUACUUUGCAAAUUUGGCGAUAGCUGAUACGAUGUUUCUGAUAGUUUCACCUGCUUUGAUAUGGAACUCUUAUCUCAAAAGUCCGGUAAAUGAUUUAUAUGACAUUGGUGAAAUGCCGAAUUGGGUUUGUCCACUAUAUGACUUCGUCUCUACCACAGGAGAGACAAUUGCGCUUACCACAAUAUUUUGGCUAUCCAUUGAACGUUAUAUGGCAGUCUGCAGACCUUUGAAGUUCCAAAAAAGUGGAUUUAGGAAUUUUUCAAGGUCGAUAAAGAUAUGUGGCAUCAUCUGGUUGUUAUGUUUGUCUUGGAAUGCUCCGUAUCUGGUCGCGACGCAUACAAUAACCGAAGAAGUUCAUUGGCCUCUCAUUGCUGUCAAUAUUUUGCCGAAUUUUCGUACAUAUUGUAGACGUGACGGAUCAUAUCUUGCAAUUCUGUGGUACAUAAAACGAGCUCUCACUUUGUUGAUAAUUGUGAUCAUAGUAGCUCUUUACACGGCGAUGCUGAUAUCAUUGCGGAAGUCGCGAAUUGCAGCAGCUAGUUCGACCAGACCACCAAGAUAUAAAUCAGAAAUGAAAGUUUUCCUGACAGCAUUCGUAACUGUAACGGUUUAUGUUGUUUGUAUUGCACCAUAUUACAUAUAUAGAGCAUUAGGCCAAUUCAAAUAUAUUACAAAAGACAAUUCACCACUGUAUAUAUUCUAUCUCAUGGCUUAUAUAAAUUCAUCGGUAAAUCCUGUGAUAUAUAAUGCAAUGAAUUAUAAUUUCAGACGAGCAUUUUGUGACGUAUACUGUAGCAAAUGUAACAGAAAAAAGAACAAACCUACCAAUGUACAAAUUUAGAAACUUCAAACCUUAAACAAAAUGAUUAUCAAAAAUCUGAUAAUUAGGAAUUCCGUCUUGGAAAAUUUCUUUUAUCUUUUAAUAACAAUUUAAACACAAUUAAUAGAUAAAUCUAGGAAAAUACAACACUUUGUUAUUUAAUAAAAAAUAUUAAAGCAUUCUUGUAAACAAUGUCGUACGAUAAAACAAAAUAGUUGUUAAUCAGACGACUCGCUGUUGGCUCCUCCGCAAAUUUGCCACCAUAUAAAAAAAAUAGCGUAGCAAAAACUAAUACAUUAUCAAGUAGUGUGUGAAGUCAUUAAAACACACGUCACUGUUUUGUGUAUCGGAGGCACUAUAUCGACUUAGUGAUCAGUGUCGAGGAUAGGAAAAUUAAGUGAAAAUAAAAGUGAUGACGUCACUGACUGAUAAAUCAUUUUAGUUUACACCAACUUCUGUAGGCCCUAAGUGUUAGCCGAAAAUACGAUUUUAUAUAGAGCCCUUAGUAGAGAAAUAUGAUAUCCUAAUGAAUAUUUACUUUUCGUGUGGCUGAACAGCAGUAGAAUUAUAUAUAAACAAAAAUAUUAGUAUUGAAUAUGAACACAUCCUGUAAAACAAAAUGCAAAUAAAGUAUAUUAUUUAAUAAAUCAAUGAGGGUCUUUACUUCGAAAAAGAAAAAGAAGAGAUUGAGUGAAAAAAUAUAUUGAAGAAAA
Anneissia japonica is the source of this 1794-nucleotide messenger RNA. Its product is annotated as 5-hydroxytryptamine receptor 1-like. Lineage: Eukaryota; Metazoa; Echinodermata; Crinoidea; Comatulida; Comatulidae. The record is from RefSeq and is a predicted model, not a curated record. Gene Ontology annotation, biological process: G protein-coupled receptor signaling pathway. Gene Ontology annotation, cellular component: plasma membrane. The transcript has 2 exons. The coding region runs from base 80 to 1102 and encodes 340 amino acids. Gene Ontology annotation, molecular function: G protein-coupled receptor activity.